This is a messenger RNA of Brassicogethes aeneus, 1339 nucleotides long. The record is from the annotation of a GenBank genome assembly. NCBI's taxonomy places the organism in Eukaryota, Metazoa, Arthropoda, Insecta, Coleoptera, Nitidulidae.
AGUGCUUCGAUAAAGUGUGGUUAGAAAGUGAGUGAAAAUGUUCCCUUAAAGAAAAUAAACAGUGCUGUGGUUUUAUUUUGUUGGUUUUUAAGUUAUAUUCGAUAUAUAUAAAGUACAUGCAGAACAACAACGCUCGAGAAAGGACAGCUUACCCGCAAAUGAUGAAUAACCGUGAAAAGGAAAAGUAUAUUGAAAAUUACAAUUUCCCCUAUUGUGAUGAGUCUGCUAAAUAUGAAAAGGUGGCGAAAAUUGGACAGGGAACGUUUGGGGAGGUUUUUAAGGCCAAGGACAGAAGGAACUCGCAAAAAUUUGUUGCAAUGAAGAAAGUGCUUAUGGACAAUGAAAAAGAAGGGUUCCCUAUCACAGCCCUGAGGGAGAUAAGAAUCUUGCAGCUUCUAAAGCACGAAAACGUCGUCAACUUGAUAGAAAUCUGUCGUACGAAGGCGACGCAGAGCAACCGCUACCGCUCGACGUUCUAUUUGGUGUUUGAGUUUUGCGAGCACGAUUUGGCGGGAUUGCUGUCGAACGUGAACGUGAAGUUCAGCUUGGGGGAGAUCAAGAAGGUGGUGCAGCAGCUGCUGAACGGACUGUACUACAUACACAGCAACAAGAUUUUGCACAGAGACAUGAAGGCGGCCAACGUGCUGAUAACCAAGAACGGGGUUUUGAAGCUGGCGGAUUUCGGGCUGGCUAGAGCGUUCAGCACGAAUAAGAGUGGCGUGCCGAACAGGUUUACGAAUAGGGUGGUGACUCUGUGGUACAGGCCUCCGGAGCUGUUGCUGGGGGAGCGCAACUACGGCCCCCCCGUGGACUUGUGGGGGGCGGGAUGCAUAAUGGCGGAGAUGUGGACUAGGUCGCCCAUAAUGCAGGGCAACAGCGAGCAGCAACAGCUGACGCUGAUUUCGCAGCUGUGCGGUUCCAUAACGCCGCAGGUGUGGCCCAAUGUGGAUACUUUGGAGUUGUACAGAACGAUGGAGCUUCCGCAGCAGCAGAAGAGGAAGGUCAAGGAGCGCCUGAAGCCGUACAUGAAGGAUCCCUACGCCUGCGAUUUGUUGGAUAAAUUGUUGGUGUUGGAUCCCUCCAAAAGAGCCGAUGCCGAUACAGCGUUGAAUCACGAUUUCUUCUGGACGGAUCCCAUGCCCUGCGAUCUGGGCAAAAUGCUGGCCAGUCACACCACGAGCAUGUUCGAGUUUUUGGCGCCCCCCAGGAGGUCCACGCAGAUGAGACACCAUUCGUUACCCAGACCCACUACGUCCACAGUACAAGAUGGGGGCUACAUUGAUAGAGUUUUCUAGUUAAAGUACUAAAUGUAGGUUUUAAUUUUUUAUUUUUACCCAAG